Messenger RNA from Notodromas monacha, 696 nucleotides. NCBI's taxonomy places the organism in Eukaryota, Metazoa, Arthropoda, Ostracoda, Podocopida, Cyprididae. The record is from the annotation of a GenBank genome assembly.
AUUUGGGCCAUAGGCUGCAUUUUUGCGGAACUGCUGACGUCAGAGCCGAUUUUCCACUGUCGACAAGAAGACAUCAAAACGUCGAAUCCUUACCAUCACGACCAACUGGACAGGAUCUUCAGUGUGAUGGGAUUCCCACAGGAACGCGAAUGGGAAGACAUCAAGAAAAUGCCGGAUCAUGACAAGUUGAUGAAGGACUUCAAAAAGGCCAGUUAUCAGAGUUGCUCUCUCAUCAAGUACAUGGACAGGCACAAGAUCAAGCCCGACACGAAGGCCUUCAGCUUGCUCCAGAAGCUCCUCAUGAUGGACCCCAAUAAGAGGAUCACGUCGGAGCAGGCCAUGAUGGAUCUAUAUUUCAAGGAGGAUCCUUUACCUACUGAGGAUGUUUUUGCCGGAUGCACAAUCCCUUAUCCGAAGCGAGAAUUCCUCACGGACGAUGAUGGCCCUGACGAAAAGUCGGAAGCAGCCAAAAGAGCAAAGCAAAAUCAGAGCCAGGCUGGAGGACACAGUGCGCCGCCGACGAGCGAUUCUGUAUCUGCUGCGAAACGUGCAAGCAAGGACACCCUGGACAAGGACAUCCUGGGCAGGGUCACCCAGGCCAGCAGGGCCACCCUGGACAAGGUCAUCCUGUGCAGCAGGGACAUCCAGGCCAGCAACAGGGGCAUCCUGUUCAUAUGCAGCAGCAGUUUCAAAUGA